Messenger RNA from Micropterus salmoides (largemouth bass), 3687 nucleotides. It is a transcript of the gene manba, whose product is annotated as mannosidase, beta A, lysosomal. Gene Ontology annotation, biological process: carbohydrate metabolic process; glycoprotein catabolic process. Bases 90 to 2765 code for a protein of 891 amino acids. NCBI's taxonomy places the organism in Eukaryota, Metazoa, Chordata, Actinopteri, Centrarchiformes, Centrarchidae. Gene Ontology annotation, molecular function: beta-mannosidase activity. The record is from RefSeq and is a predicted model, not a curated record. The transcript is spliced from 17 exons.
CAAACAAGGAAGUGCUCGUUUAGUAAACACAACAAAACACAGAUAGUAGGCGUUUAAAGAGUAUUCCCGUUACCUACCUGCAACAAACUAUGACUCCGUGUGGAAACUUUCUUAUGUGUGUUUCUGGUGUUUUGUUGAGUUUGCAUUUGGGAGUUUUAUCCGGUUUUUCUUCAGUAACUGGGCAGCAACAAACUCUGAGUCUGGACGGCAAAUGGAGCCUUUCCAACUCCAAUGGUUCAGUGUCUCUGCCUGCAGAGGUGCCUGGAUGUGUUCAUUCAGCUCUGCAGCAACAGGGAUACAUACAGGAUCCAUAUUUCAGGUUCAAUGAUGUUUCUUAUCGGUGGGUUGCCUUUGACAACUGGACUUACACCACCACAUUUACUGUGCCUGCCCAGCUCUGGGCCAAACGGAAGGUGCUGCUUGUCUUUGACGGUGUUGACACUGUAGCGUCGAUUUGGCUCAAUGGAAUCCUUAUUGGAAAGACAGACAACAUGUUUCAGAGAUAUGACUUCCCAGUUAGAGACUUGCUGAAGGACGGGGAUAAUGUGCUGAAAGUUAGCUUGUUGUCUCCAGUUCUUUAUGCAUUGGAGCGAAGGAAAGCUCACUCGGCCUACAGAGUUCCUCCCGAAUGUCCUCCAGAUGUCCAGAAGGGGGAAUGUCAUGUCAAUUUCAUCAGAAAAGAACAAAGCUCUUUCAGUUGGGAUUGGGGGCCUUCGUUCCCAACGAUGGGACUGUGGAAGGGAGUUCACCUAGAGGCGUUUGAUGCCCUGCAGCUCAUCCAGGUCUCCACAGUUCCUCUAUACAAUUUCAGCCUCUCUCAGUGGAGAGUCCAGGUGGAACUUCUUGUUGAUGCAGUUCAGACAACAAAUGGCCAAAUUACAUUCUCCAUACCCGAGCUGGACUCAAAGCUGACCUACCAGACACAGUUUCUCCCAGGAAAGACCAAACACAACUUCACCUUACACGUCAACACGAGUAACCAUGUGAAGCUGUGGUGGCCCAACGGACACGGUGACCAACCCUUUUACCAUCUCACUGUCAGAGGCUUUCAAAAUGGAUUUUUAAUCCUGAAUACAGAAUCUAAGGUGUAUUUUCGCACAGUAGAACUUGUCCAGGAGCCAGUUGUCGGGUCUCCAGGCUUAAGCUUUUAUUUCCGCAUCAAUGGGAAACCAAUUUUCCUCAAAGGCUCCAACUGGAUCCCAGCCCACUCCUUCCAGGACCAAGUCUCCCCUGCUGUCUUAAGGAACUUGUUGCAGUCAGCUGUGGAUGUGAGCAUGAACGCCCUCAGGGUCUGGGGAGGAGGAGUGUAUGAACAGGAUCUUUUCUACAGCAUGUGUGAUGAGAUGGGAAUCAUGGUUUGGCAGGACUUCAUGUUUGCCUGUGCCAUGUAUCCCGCUGAGAACGACUUCAUACAGACUGUAAGAGAAGAGGUCAUCCAACAGGUUCAACGCCUCAAGUCUCAUCCUUCCAUAAUUAUUUGGAGUGGGAACAAUGAAAACGAAGCUGCUCUGGCGACAGACUGGUUCGGCAUCCCAGAUUCCCAGAGGCCCACAUACCUGAAAGACUAUGUGACGCUGUAUGUGAACAACAUAAGGGCGAUAGUUCAAGAGGAGGACCAGAGUCGCCCGUUCCUUGUCUCCAGUCCGACAAACGGGGCUGAAUCUGAACAGGAAGGAUGGGUGGCAACAAACCCCUACGACCCUCACUACGGGGACACACAUUUCUACAGCUACAUCCUGGACUGUUGGGACUGGCGGACUUUCCCUCGAACGCGUUUUGCCUCUGAAUACGGCUUCCAGUCCUGGCCUUCCUUCUCCACUCUCCAGCCGGUUUCCAUAAAAGAAGACUGGAGCUACAACAGUAAUUUCACUUCCCAUCGCCAACACCAUGAGAGUGGCAACCAGCAGAUGUUACUGCAGGCUGCUUUACACUUCAACCUGCCCAACUCUACAGACCCCUUGAAAAGAUUUACAGAUACUCUCUACAUCACUCAGGUCAUGCAGGCUCAGUGUGUGAAGACUCAGACAGAGUUUUAUCGGCGAAGUCAGAGUGAGAUCAUUGAGGGCAAAGGUCUCACUAUGGGCGCUCUCUACUGGCAGCUCAAUGAUAUUUGGCAGGCGCCUUCCUGGUCGUCGAUCGAGUUUGGUGGGAAGUGGAAAAUGCUGCAUUAUUUUGCACAGAACUUCUUUGCCGCCAUCCUGCCUAUCGGCUUUGAAGAUGACGACACACUGUUCAUCUACGCUGUCUCAGACCUGAGUCACGACAUGACACUCAGGGCUGUGGUGACCGUGUAUUCCUGGACUGAUGUGGAUCCAGUGUGCACACUGAAAUCGGACCUGCUCCUGGUCUCUGGAGGCAGCGCUGCGGUCAUUUUUAAACAGCCAGUCACCGACCUGCUAGCAGGAUGUGGACGCUGCACCCGCUUCACCUGCCUGCUCACCUUUCACCUGGAGGACAGCAGCGGCCAGCAGGGUCCCACUAACCACCACUUCCUCUGCUCACCCAAAGACGCUCAGGGACUCCAGAGACCCAACAUCACAGCGAAGGUGCAGGAGGAUGAGACAGGAUACUCUGUUAACCUUCACUCUGCCUCUGUGGCUCCUUUUGUCUGGCUCGAUGUGGGAAAUGUCCCCGGACGCUUCAGCUCCAACGGCUUCGUGAUGGUUUCUAGAAACAGGACGGUCAGUUUCAACGCGUGGCGGCCCACCAGCGUCGCAGAACUCUCCACAUCCCUCACCAUCAGGUCUUUAAGGGACGUAUACUGACCUGAGACCAGCCAGCCUCCAUGUUGAGGUGUAACGUGCAGAGGCCACAGACGGGCAAAGUUCAUGGCUGCUAGUAUCUUCUUAAAGGUGUCUAAAAGUGUUUAAAGAGAAACUAUGGCUGUGCUUGGGUCCUUGUGGCGUUUUGAAGGCUAGAUGUUUUGUUUUUGCACUGUACUGGUGAAGCUGAUUUUCAAACAAAGGAGAAAGUUUCUGUUUCCCCAGACAUGUUUUGCUUUUCCUCAACAGAGCAGAAAAGACCAUUGUGGGACAAUGAAAAUUUCAGACAUUCCCAUUUUUUUUGCUUUUACAGAACUUACUUUGUGUGCAAAACAUUGACUGGCCAAUUCCUGAUGUGUUUUUUAUUUAGAUUAUUUGUUUGGCAGUGUGCCUUAGCUAGUGACAGAACCCUAUGGGAAAGGGCAGGUACAACAUGCAACAAAUGUUGAAAUUGAACCAAGGACAGUUAUAAUAAAUCUAUCGACCAGGAACACCACCAAAAGAAUUGCAAAAGAUUGGAAGUUUGCUGUUGCAGAGACGACAUGUAAUCCGACCUGAUUUGACAUGACGAUUGUAUAUUGUGCACUGAAACUUUUCCUUUUACAUGUAUUUCUUUUUUACACAUCAUGAAUAAGACUUGAACUUUUGACAUCUUGGAAGUAUUGUAUUACAUACAUUGCUUUGCAAAUUAUUAUUAUUUUUCAUUUGCUCUUAAUUUAGAUUCAAGUGUUCAUUUGUUUUUUAUGUUUAAGUGCUUUACUGUUAAUCAGUGUUCGUUCUGCCAAUCAGAGCUCAGUUGUGGGGUUGAAUUCUUUUUCUUCACGUGCUGUUUGGUACGAUCAGCAGUCCAAAACCCAAAUAUAUUCAGUUUACGUUUAUAUAAAACAGAGAAAAGCAGAAAAUCAUUAAAUGAUCAAAGCUGGAA